Tyto alba (common barn owl) is the source of this 4653-nucleotide messenger RNA. RefSeq names its product arginyl aminopeptidase like 1 (gene RNPEPL1). The transcript has 11 exons. Bases 143 to 2494 code for a protein of 783 amino acids. Gene Ontology annotation, biological process: proteolysis. NCBI's taxonomy places the organism in Eukaryota, Metazoa, Chordata, Aves, Strigiformes, Tytonidae. The record is from RefSeq and is a predicted model, not a curated record. Gene Ontology annotation, molecular function: zinc ion binding; metalloaminopeptidase activity.
CCCCCCCCCCCCCCCCCCCCCUUCCCCGCCCCGGUCGCUCCGGCCGCCGGGGCCUCCCCUCCUCCCCGCCCGCCCAUGGAUUUCACAUAGCAGCCGCCGCCUCCGUCGCCUCCUCCUCCUCCUCCUCCUCCUCCGCCGCUCCAUGGCGGCCCCGGCUCCGCGGCCGCCCGGCCUGUGCUGCUGCCGCAAAGGGUCCGCGGCCGGGCCGGAGGCGCCGCCGGCCCCGCCGCCGCCUCCCGAGCCGCCGCCGGACGUCGCUUCGGCCUCCAGCUCGCAGCUCUUCAGCCUCCGCCACCUGCACCUGGGGCUGGAGCUGCGGCCCGAGGCGCGGGCGCUGGCGGGCUGCCUGGUGCUGGAGCUCUGCGCCCUGCGGCCGCAGCCCCGCGCCCUGGUGCUGGACGUUCACCCGGCCCUGCGCGUCCUCUCGGCCGCUUACCGCCGGGCCGCGGCGGGGGAAGCGCCCUGCUCCUUCGCCUUCUCGCCUGCCGAGCCGGCCGCCCCGGCCCCGCUGCCCCCGCCGCCCUGCCCGUCGCCGCCGCCGCCGCCGCCCUGCGCGCCGCCCUGCGCUGCCAGCCCGCCCGCCACCGCCACCUUCCUCUCGGCGCCCUGCAUCGCCGCCGGCCCGCUGCCCGCCGCCCCCCCGCCGGAGCCGCCCGCCAGCCCCCCGCCCGCCGCCGCCGCCGCCUCCGAGCCGCCGCCGCCGCUGCCCCUCUUCGCUCAGCCGCCCUGCGCCGCCUGCCCGCUCGGUUUCCGGGUGGAUCCCUUCACCGACUACGGCUCGUCCCUCACCGUCUCCCUGCCCGCCGCCCUCCAGCCGCACCAGCCCUUCCAGAUCAUCGUCCGCUACACCACGGCCGACGGCCCCGCCAUCUGGUGGCUGGAUCCCGAACUGACGUAUGGCAAUGCCAAGCCAUUUGUCUUCACGCAGGGCCACUCAGUGUGUAACCGGUCCUUCUUCCCCUGCUUUGACACACCAGCAGUGAAAUGUACCUAUUCAGCUACUGUCAAGGCUCCAGCAGGCAUACAGGUGUUGAUGAGUGCCACCCAAAGUAGCUACUUAGAAGAGGAAGGUGUAUAUCAAUUCUACAUGGAGUAUCCAGUUCCUGCCUACCUAGUGGCCCUGGUGGCAGGAGACCUUAUACAUGCAGACAUAGGUCCAAGGAGCAGAGUGUGGGCAGAGCCUUGCCUGCUGCCAACAGCCAUCAGCAAGCUUUCUGGCAUUGUUGAACACUGGUUGACAGCUGCAGAGAGUCUGUAUGGCCCAUAUAUAUGGGGAAGAUAUGACAUUGUUUUUCUUCCUCCAUCCUUCCCUAUUGUUGCCAUGGAAAACCCAUGCCUGACCUUCAUUAUCUCUUCCAUUCUGGAGAGCGAUGAGUUUUUGAUCAUUGACGUCAUUCAUGAAGUUGCCCACAGCUGGUUUGGAAAUGCAGUCACCAAUGCUACAUGGGAGGAGAUGUGGCUGAGCGAGGGGCUAGCCACGUAUGCACAGCGCCGGAUCACCACUGAGACCUAUGGAGCUGCCUUCACAUGUUUGGAAACUGCAUUCCGCCUUGAUGCUCUCCACAGACAGAUGAAGCUCCUUGGAGAAGACAACCCGGUCAGCAAGCUUCAGGUUAAACUGGAGCCAGGUGUAAAUCCUAGCAAUUUAAUGAACCUCUUCACCUAUGAGAAAGGCUACUGCUUUGUUUACUACCUGUCCCAGCUCUGUGGUGACCCAAGACACUUUGACUCCUUCCUAAGAGCCUACAUUGAGAAGUACAAAUUUACCAGUGUUGUGGCUCAAGAUCUUCUGGAUUCCUUCCUGAGUUUUUUUCCAGAGCUGAAAGAGCAAUGUGUCGAGAGCAAAGCAGGACUGGAGUUUGAACGUUGGCUCAAUGCUACAGGACCUCCGUUAGCUGAGCCAGACUUAUCUCAGGGAUCCAGUCUGACCAGACCAGUGGAGACGCUCUUCAAACUCUGGACCACAGAGCCUCUGGACUCUGUUGCUGCUGCCAGCAGUGCUGACCUCACUAAAUGGAGAACGUUCCAAACUGUGCUUUUCUUGGACAGGUUGCUGGAUGGGUCACCACUGCCGCAUGAGGUGAUAAAAAAGCUUUCGGAAUGUUACUCCUCUCAGUUGGACUCCAUGAAUGCAGAAGUCCGUAUCCGCUGGUUGCAGAUUGUAGUCCGAAAUGACUAUUAUCCAGACCUUUACAAAGUCCGUCGCUUCUUGGAAAACCAGAUGUCUCGGAUGUAUACAAUUCCACUUUAUGAGGACCUUUGCACUGGCACCCUCAAGUCUUUUGCCUUAGAAAUUUUUUACCAGACCCAAAACCAGCUGCACCCCAAUUUGCGGAAAACCAUCCAACAAAUCUUAUCACAGGGCUUGAAUCCACUUCCUGCCAUAGACACUACAGCAGUCACUACAGACACACCAGCAAUGGUGCUUGAGGACAAAGUCUCAGAGGCCACAAAUGGUGCCAUUUCACUCAGGGAUGUUAAUGUGUCUGCUUAGAUCACCAGCUCAUGCCAGCCAUGAAGCCUGAAAAUGGGGACAGGAACAGAGGAAAGAUACCACGUGUCGCCUCCUUUCUCUCAGCCCCUACAGCUGCAAUGUGUUGUUGUAACUGGAUUUCUCUCCCAAAACAAAAAGCAAAUUGUGCCUUCAAGUAUCCAGCGUGUGACACUACCAGGUUUCAGAGAUCUCCUUCAGCUGUGGGAUGGAUAUUUUGGUUCAGUUUAUACUGGGCAGGGACUCCUGGGCAGUUACUUCUCCAUGAAAAGUGGAUAGUUCCCUUUCCUGAGGCUCUUCUGGACGGUUUCUCCAAGUUUGUUGGUUGGUGGUUUCGUUGUUUUUUGGUUUUGUUUUUUUUUUUUUUCUUUUUUGUCUGAGGCCACUGACACAUGUCUGACUUGCUGUGCAUAUGUUGCUGGGGAGUGUAUAUGUGUCAAACUGCCAUUAUCCUGAUAUUGGGGCUGAAGUUCUGCAAAGAGGCGGCUUGGGAUUUGUCAGUGGCAGCAAACAUGUUUUCAUGUUAUGCUCCUUACUGUGACAGAGGUAUUGUGAUUUGGGAAGUAGGGGACUAAUGCUUAAAUAAUUAAGAAACUAAUCUUAAAAAGCUCUUGUUCCCCCCUGCCCCCAGGUGGCUAAAUAAUAAUAAUGCUUUUUAUAUACUUAUAUAUAAGUAUAUAUAUAAAAGAACAAUGAAACCUUAUGAUGGAUUUGAAAUCCUUCUGUAGUCAACCCUGCCCUCAGUUUUCCCUUUGCACUCAAUGGGACAAGCAAUAAAGAAAUGUGUAGGCUUGAAUUUUCAAAAAAGUUAAAUUUAGGUGCCCAAAUGCCAUCAGUUCUGGUACUAGCUGGAUGCCUGAAUUUUUUUAACUGUUUUGAUAAGUCUAGCUGCAACCUCUGUUAGUGUGUUAGGAUGUGUAGCAUGUGUGUUUGUCAGAUGCACUGUGAGUCUUCUGUCCUUUUGGAGGAAUUAACAGGACCUUUAAUUUAAUUUUUUUUUAAAGAUCCCUAGCAUAUGUUAGGCCUGUAAGCCAACCAUGGAGAUAUCCAUGCUAAAAUUUUACCACCUUGAAUAAUGUUUGCCUGAAUAACAGUUGCUCUGUGAGGAGGGAUGCACCCUCUUUCUUGAUGUGAAACUUUUAAGCCCCACUUCACCUGAGUCUGUUUUCUGACUUACGGUGGUGGUAAGAUGCCAUUUCCUUAACACAGCAUGCUACUUCUCUUGAUCACUGGCCAGGCAUGCGAGAUGGGGACAAUCUCUUCUGUCUGUGCCGUUUGGUCUCAGGAAGCCGAGGGCAAAGCAUCGUUGGGUAUUACAGAGUACAGGUGAUGGUUCUUAGACUCUGUGCCACAUUCUUUUUAACCUUUGGGUACCUGUGUGCCUGUUGGUGAGCUCCCACAAAACAUCUUUGAACUGAUGUAUCACCAGGAUAGAGGACUUUUUUGAAUAAAAGGCAAAACAUUUGGAUGAGGCUCAGCUAAAGGAGAUAAAAGAAACUUACAGACUUCAGGGCAAAUUUUAGCCCUGCUAUGGGGAUCUAUGUAGCACAGCAAGAGGGGAAAUUUGGGAGAUUUUUUUUUUUUUUUUUUCACCAAAAGUAUCUGUUUACACCCAUGUGUGGAUGGGGACUUAGGUGCUGUUACUGGAUCUGCAUUUUCUGGCUUUAAAUUCAUUUGGACUUCACCAUAGCCUUAGCCUGGGCUGAACUGGGAUAAAGCAAUAAUAAACUCAGGCCUCUGUAGUGCUUCACUAGUUUUCAAAAUGGGCUAUCAGCAUUGUCGGGCUUCAGAACUCCAAGCUCUGCUCUUUGCUCCUUGAAUAGGAUUAUCUUUUUUGUUCUCGUUUGGUUUCCCAGAAAGGAUGGAGAAUGAUGUUUUCUGUACAAAUCUCUUUUCUUUUUAUUUGUUGCUCUAUUGAAAGAGAUUUGUGCAAGCUGACUUUCCACUUCCUGAGUUGCCGCUGUUGGUGCUGCGUCUCCUGGACCCCGCUGCCAGCAGCAGCAGUGUGGCCAAGACCAGUAACCACUAGCAUCUUUUGGAAUCCCAGGUCUCUGUUUUAACACGUUUUAUUUUGUGGGAGAAUGUAUGUGUCCCUGGUGGGAAUUUUUAAUUUACAUGGAUGCCUUAUGAUGAUUGUCAAAUUAAACUAAGCUUUGUGACAA